UCGGCUGCUGCGGAAGGAAGCCGGGCAAACCUCGACGGGAGGGGCCCCCAAGGCAGGCCUCCGGUGGUGGGGGAUCCGCGCACCCCUCCCCUCGGUCCCCCGGCGCCGGUCCUGCGGGGAGGGGGCGGGGGGCGCCCCCGGCGCUGCCGAUGACCGCGGGCCCGCCGCGCGCCCCUGCCUCCGGCCCCUCCGCGCCUCGCCCCGCGCCUUUCCCCGAGGCCGGGACGCCCCCCAUGUCGGAGAAGCCGCAGCAGCAGCAGCAGCAGCAGCCGGCCCCGGCCAUGGAGUCCGCCUCGUCCACCACCUCGUCGACCCCCAGCAGCGGCGGCGGCGGCAGCAGCGGCAGCGGCGGCGGCGGCGUCGGGGGGGCCCCCAAGGCCAAGAAGACCAACGCGGGCAUCCGACGGCCGGAGAAGCCGCCCUACUCGUACAUCGCGCUGAUCGUGAUGGCGAUCCAGAGCUCGCCGUCGAAGCGCCUGACGCUGAGCGAGAUCUACCAGUUCCUGCAGGCGCGCUUCCCCUUCUUCCGCGGCUCCUACCAGGGCUGGAAGAACUCGGUGCGCCACAACCUGUCGCUCAACGAGUGCUUCAUCAAGCUGCCCAAGGGCCUGGGCCGCCCGGGCAAGGGCCACUACUGGACCAUCGACCCGGCCAGCGAGUUCAUGUUCGAGGAGGGCUCCUUCCGACGGCGGCCCCGCGGCUUCAGGCGGAAGUGCCAGGCCCUCAAGCCCAUGUACAUGAUGAACGGCUUGAAUUUCAACCACCUCCCGGACGGCUACGGCUUCCAGGCGCCCGCCGGGGCCCCCAACACCUUGCCCCUCGACGGCGGGGCCCUGGGCAUGAUGAACAUGGAGGGCAUGGGCUUGGCCGGCCACUCCAUGCCCCACUUGGCCCCCAACGGCGCCCAUCACUCCUACAUGGGCGGCUGCGGCGGAGGGGCGGGAGGGGGCUCGGUGGGGGGCGACUACGGCCACCACGACGGCUCGGUGCCCGCCUCGCCUUUGCUGCCGGGCGGAGGGGUGAUGGAGCCGCACUCGGUCUACUCCAGCACGGCCCCGUCGGCCUGGGCGCCCUCGCCGGGCCUCAACAGCGGGGCCUCCUACAUCAAGCAGCAACCCUUGUCCCCUUGCAACCCGGCAGGCAACCCGCUGCCCACGGGCCUGUCCGCCCACUCGCUGGAACAGCCUUACUUGCACCAGAACAGCCACAACCAGGCGGAACUGCAAGGGAUCCGUUAUCAUUCACAGUCUCCCAGCAUGUGCGACAGGAAGGAGUUUGUCUUCUCCAUCAAUGCCAUGGCGUCCUCUUCGAUGCAUUCGGCAGGUAGCGGCUCUUAUUAUCACCAGCAAGUGACUUAUCAAGACAUCAAACCGUGCGUGAUGUGACAGUAAGGCCGGGGAGCCGAGCUUUCUCGGGGGACAGCCGACCCGGUGACAUGCAUGAAAAUUGAGUGGGACUAUGGGACUUUUUACCUUAAACUCCCCUUGGGAAACCGUGGACUUCCUUAAAUGCUAGAUGCAUUGUUGCUCUUGAGGUAUAUCAACAUUCAAGCAAGGAACAGGCCUUUGAAAGACUUUGAAGAGGAGCAGGGAUGCGUUGAGGAUACCUUUUCUAGGGGAAACUGAACCCCGAAACUCCAAAUAUUCCUGUCCCUUUUCCUUUGGGCCGUUAUGCCUCCAGAAUUCUGAUUGGAAGACUCCCAAAAAACCACAUUUUUGCCUCCCGAAAUCAGAGGAGCUCUAAGUUUUAAGUACGUCCAACUACAAACUCCCAAGUCGUAAUUUUUCAUUUUUAAUUCUCGAUUCUCCUUUCAAGAAAGGAUUCUAGAUUUUUAGAUGGAGAGGACCUGUAAUCCACAGAAGAAACAAAUGCCUCCUAUUAGCCUACGAAUGAAGGUUUGUUUUCAUUAGAUUCCCCAGCUGGCUGUCUUUGGGUCUGCCAUUCCACAAGCAGUCAGCCUCCUUCUUUUCUCAUUUUGGGUCUGUGAGUAAAAGUCUAUUUAUGUUUUACUCAUGAGUUAGGCCAACGGAAUAAUCUCCGGAGAUCUCAGUGGGAGUCUAUUUACCUUCUUCCCUAAUACGAAAAUGUUGAUUUCGUUUUCCCAGAGAUCUUUGCAUCCUCCAGGUGGAUUGAUGGGAAUCUGAAAAAAAAACACGCAAUGACACACCCACACACACACAUGAGAACACAACCAAAUCGAUGAGGUUGUGUAGACAGACUCCCCCCCCACCCCGCACAUAGUACUAUAUUACAAGAAUCUCCCAUCAACCAAGCCUCUGUCCUGUUUCUAAAUAUCAACUCCAACAUUACGAAAAUAAAACAAUAAAAAAGCACUUUCAGAAAUAAAGGGUUUUUUUAAAAAAAAAUGAAAAGAUUACCAAGGCUCAUGCUUUUAUUUAUUCAACCUUUUAAUAAAACACAACAGCAGCCUUGAUCGAUCAGUAUUCAAAGGGUUAACUUGUCGGCAAUAUUUGCCAUCAAGAUUUUGUGAUUGUGUGUGUGUGUGUGUGUGUGUGUGUGGAUGCGUGGGUGUGUGGAUGUGUGGAUGCGCAUGUAUGUGCUAAAUAGCCAUUGUUAAUGUGGAGUGUCAGUGUGCCAAGACAACUUUCUCUAUGUUUUAUAUAUAAUUAUAUAUAAAUAUAUAAAUAUAAAUGAAGGAUUCUUGUCUUCUAUAUUUUUUGUCCCUUUGCCUAACUGUACAGUUCCAUGACACACCUAUUUUAAAUUACAUUCUGCACUGUAUUAAAGUGUAACGAUGGGGGGGAAGGGCUUUAGAUGCCCUCUCCCGUUUCUUUUAUGUGUGUGUUUGUCCUUUAAAAAAAUUAGAAUGCAAAUAAACAAUGUAUGAUGUUCGUA
Sphaerodactylus townsendi is the source of this 2856-nucleotide messenger RNA. RefSeq names its product forkhead box F1 (gene FOXF1). Gene Ontology annotation, molecular function: RNA polymerase II cis-regulatory region sequence-specific DNA binding; DNA-binding transcription factor activity, RNA polymerase II-specific. Gene Ontology annotation, cellular component: nucleus. Bases 150 to 1385 code for a protein of 411 amino acids. The transcript is spliced from 2 exons. NCBI's taxonomy places the organism in Eukaryota, Metazoa, Chordata, Lepidosauria, Squamata, Sphaerodactylidae. The record is from RefSeq and is a predicted model, not a curated record. Gene Ontology annotation, biological process: animal organ morphogenesis; regulation of transcription by RNA polymerase II.